Messenger RNA from Aspergillus ruber CBS 135680, 562 nucleotides. RefSeq lists its product as uncharacterized. The annotation marks the transcript as partial. Gene Ontology annotation, biological process: protein phosphorylation. The transcript has 2 exons. Lineage: Eukaryota; Fungi; Ascomycota; Eurotiomycetes; Eurotiales; Aspergillaceae. Gene Ontology annotation, molecular function: ATP binding; protein kinase activity. The record is from RefSeq and is a predicted model, not a curated record.
AUUUCAGAUUUUGGCGGAGCAUUCUUCAAAAAUGAACCACCCAAAGAAGUACACACCUCAACCCUACUUCUUCCAUCAGUAUACAUAUUUUAUAAACCGAUUAACCAGGCCGUCGACGUAUGGACUCUCGGGCACCUAUUAUAUGAAACCUUUGGUCAAAGCAGGUUUUUUGGAGGCUUCUACCCGGAUCAAAAUGAUACAGUUAAUGAAAUGAUCAGCACAUUGGGACCUCUUCCUGACCACUGGUAGGACCGAUUGAAAAGCAAGACACAGCACUUCCAUAAGGACGGAUCGUGGAGGGUAGACACAUAUUGUAUACCAGGAAUGGGGCGAGGGGAGGAUCCAACGACGUACGAAUUCAGUCUCAGGGAAAUGGCUUCCAUUGAGGAAUUGUUAAUAGCUAUGUUGUCGUACGAACCCUCAGAGCGUAUUACCAUGAUGGGGCCCAUUGGAACAGCAUCGAUGGAAAACUGGGAUUUGAGCUUAGAGAUGCAGUUUGCUCCGAAUAUGUUAGUAUCUGUUGCUUCCCAGCGGCUCCGGAAAGAUUCUUGGUUGAUAGUGC